AUGACUGUAGCCAUUGAGGAAAAUACUCUACAAAAUUUAAUUCCUACUCCAUUAACCUUUGAUUGCUUCGAAGAAACACUGAGCCACCUAAUUGAUUCUCCCAAAACUCUCUACUCAUGUAUAUUGGUCAAUCGUCUAUGGUGUCGGACUGCUAUUCCUCUUUUAUGGAGUCAUCCUUUUGAAGUGCAUGGCUUUGGAGAAAGAUCUUCUGACAUAAUUCAAACUUACAUCUCAUGCUUACCUGAAGACGAACGUCAACUUCUAAUUGAUGAAGGUCUUGAUCUCCCUCCGUCAACACCUCUUCUUUUUGAUUACUCCAAAUAUUUACAAAGCUUUGAUUCUGCUUUUUUUACUGGUGCUAUAAUGUCUUGGCUUACAACUCGUGCAAAUUAUCGCCUCGAAUCUGAUAAGGAUGAAGAAGAUCCUGAUUUAUAUACUUAUACAUAUCUUGUACAAUUAAUAGGAAAUUUAUUAUUUAGUCAUAGUAAAGGUUUAAGAGAUUUAGAUUUGGUUCAUUUCGGUGAUGAUGAUGAUUCAUUAAUAACUGACAUUGCAACUUUCGAUGAUGCGAGUAAAGCUUUAUCAAGAUUAGAAAAAUUUCAAUUUGAUUAUUCAGCUCAAAAAGGUGUUAGAGAAUUGGUUAUUGUAGAAUUUUGGAGUCCAUAUGUUGCUGAAAUUCUAUUUAAUUCUUUAAUAUGUCAAUGGAAAUCUUUAACUUAUUUAAGGUUUCAUCAAUUAGAUAAAGAUCAAUUUCGUCUUUUAUUACCUAUUUUACCUACAUUAAUUAAUUUAGAGACAUUACAAUUUCUUGGAUUUAAUUCUGAAAAUGAAAAUGAUGAUAUGAUAAAAUCUUUAUUAGAUAUUUCAAAUGAACCGAUUAAUAUCAAACAUUUAUAUUAUCAUUUUAUAGAUGAAAGAUUACAUCUCGAUGCUCAAAAUUUUAUCAUUCCUAUAUUACAAAUGUCUAAUAAUAAUUUGAGAACUUUAUAUUUGGAUGAUGUUACUCCUUUUCUUAUUCAACAAAUUGGAAUUAAUUGUAGAUAUUUAACACAUUUAUCAUUAACCGUUACUCCUGAAAUUCCUGAUUUAUUAUUUUCUUUACUUAUAUCUUUACAAAAUUUGGUACAUUUUUCUUUAUAUAGUAAUUCAACGGAAUGUACCUUUUCUUCAACAGAUAGUUUAAUACAAUUUUCAGAAGCGAUACCAGAAUGUUUAAAAUAUUUUGGAUUUAAAUUGGAUUUUGAAUCUUUAAUAUUAGGAUUCUUUUUAAAACAAUGUAAAGCAAAAUUACAAGUAUUAGCGAUAUAUCGAUCGGAAUUUGUUGAUGCAGCGUUUCUGGAUGAAUUGAUUAAAUAUGCAAAAGAAGUGGGAUCCUUAAAGAAAAUUAUGAUUAAUUGGGAUGGUGUAAUUGGUGGUAAAACGGAUGAUGAUACAAGUGAUGAUUUGUAUUAUGGAGAUGAUGAAUUUGAAAAUGGCGAGGAUGGUGUGAGAGAAAGAAUUGAGAUAUUAAAAACGAUGGUAAAUGUUGUUUACAAUAUCGUUGAUCCUUCGCAUCCGUUUUCUGGUCCGAGUAUGGAAUAUAUAGAUCCUUGGAAUCAGGACAUUACUUUAUCCUAA
Molecule: messenger RNA, 1617 nt
Organism: Scutellospora calospora
Lineage: Eukaryota; Fungi; Glomeromycota; Glomeromycetes; Diversisporales; Gigasporaceae
Source: the annotation of a GenBank genome assembly